AAGUGAGUCGAGACAGCUGCACAAAACUCAUGUUUACAUUUCAGACUAUAAAAUACAAGUUUAACACGCACCGUAGUCUUGUCAACUGGCCAAGCCUGGAUAUUCCUGUCAACUUCUAAUUUGGGAAAACAACUUGCGGAGGUGGUCGUCCUCAUCCUUGAGAAGAGCAGCAGAGACGGAAGGAUGCCAAAAUAAUCGACCUUUUUUCAUGCGCUUAAUGGAUACAAAGAAGGCGUUGAACGUGUGACUGAAAAGGAAACAUGGACUCUCGAAAAGUGGCAGAGUUGAAGGGCUUCGUGCAACUAUGCGAGUCCAAUCCCGCCAUCCUGCAACUUCCCGAGAUGGCUUUUUUCCGGAGCUGGUUGCAGAGCAUGGGUGCAAAGAUACCUUCUCAACCCUCUCCCAAGAGUCACUGCCAGGGUGAGUGUUCCCACGGUCCUCCACCCACAUCUACAGCUUCUCCAACUGAGCCUGUGCCACCAGAUUCAUCUGAGAGUGAGGAGAGUGAACUUGAAAAAGACCUCGAGGGUGUCAUUGAGCCAGACACGGAGGAACCACAGGAAAUGGGAGACCCGGAUAAUGUCGAGGUGACAGAAGAGAUGAUGGACAAGGCCAACGACAAGAAGAUGGAAGCGAUUGAUGCUCUUGGAGAAGGCGAUCUACAGAAAGCUCUGGAUCUCUUCACCGAGGCCAUCAAGCUGAAUCCCUGUGUUGCCAUCAUGUACGCAAAGAGGGCAAGCGUUUACAUUCAGAUGCAGAAACCCAACGCAGCCAUUAGAGACUGCGACAGAGCCAUCACGAUCAAUCCGGACUCGGCGCAGCCAUACAAAUGGAGGGGGAAAGCCCACAGGCUGUUGGGGCACUGGGAAGAGGCAGCCCGCGAUCUGGCCACAGCAUGUAAACUGGAUUAUGAUGAAGAUGCCAGUGCACUGCUGAAAGAGGUUCAACCCAAGGCUACCAGAAUUAUCGAGCACCGCCGCAAAUAUGAACGCAAGAGGGAAGAGAGGGAGAUCAAGGAGAAACAGGACCGUAUAAAGAAAGCAAGGGAAGAGCACGCUCGGGCUCAAAAGGAAGAGGAAGCCAGAGGAGGGGCGGGGCCAGGAGGAGCAGGAUUCUUCCCAGGUGGUGCAGGAUUCCCUGGCGGAUUCCCAGGCGGCGCUGCCGGCAUGCCUGGUCUGAAUGACCUCCUGCAGGAUCCCGAGAUGCUCACGGCUAUGCAGGAUCCGGAGGUGAUGGCUGCCUUUCAGGAUGUGGCACAGAACCCAAUUAACAUCGCAAAGUACCAGAACAACCCCAAGAUCAUGGCACUCAUCACCAAGCUGAGCUCCAAGUUUGGGGGCGCUGCACCUCAGCCGUAGAAAGACCAAAGAUGAGAUGAUUUCGUUGACCGCAACAAUCAUUCGAGAGGUUUUCCAAUAAUUCUGUGGCGUGCAUCACAAAUGUUCUUGGGUGGUUACUUAAAUGGAGUGCUUGUUUUUAGAGGUGCUGGGGGUACGUUCAAAUCAAAGCUAUUUCUUUGGUAUUAAAAAGCAACCAGCGAGGAAUCUGAGGGGGUCUGUAGCUACAAGACCUCUGUGACUGGGAUUAGCUGGCAUUUAAUCAGUUUUUUUCUUGCAUUUGUCAUCUUGAGAGUUCCUGCACUCACUAACAUCCAUUUAAACGGCGAGGGUUUGUUCAAGUUUUGGAACCAAACCAUUUUUUUUUUUUUAAAUCAUUCAAAAUUACAUUUGGUCUGACCCAUUUGAGAAAAAUAAAGCUUCUCCUAUGCAUAUUUGACAGUCCUUUUCCCCCCCCCAAACAACUAACCCUAACCCUCCUUUGAAACCUGAAAUUGGGACUUUAACAUUGCAACUUUUUUCUCAAAUAAAAAUUGCAACUUUUUUUUUUUUUGUAUUCAGAAAACAUGUCAACUGAGUUUAGCUUCACACAACCCCACACUAAAGUAGCCAAUUUAGAAAAAAAAUAGUUGCACAAAGUGUGUUUCGGACGUGUGAUAUGUCAUAGCAUUUGAUUUUCUUUCCACAUUUGGGUGUUCCAACCUUAUUGUAAAGUUGUGGGUUGGGGCUAUGGAAGUAGAUUAGUGCCACCAGGAUUUAAAUUUGAAAUGUAAAGUGAUCACAUUUUCAAUAGUUGUAUAUUAAUAAUUCAAUUUGCUACGAUUCGCUGUCAAAAAUUCACCAUCUGUGCCACCAGCCAGAAGAGCCAGCCAAUCGCAGUUAAGCUUUCUUAGUCACGUGACAGCACAUACUAAGAAAUAGUAACUGGAUUGGCCGGGUAUCCGGUUCUGACCUGAAGUAACCCUGCCUGGUGGCACAGACGGUGAAUUUUAGACAGCUUUCACUUUACAUUUCAAAUUCAAAUCCUGGCAGCACUAAUCUACUUCCAUUGUGGGGGGCCUUUUGGACUUCAUGCUUGUCAAUUGUGCAACCUUACACAGGCGUGUGCCUUUCCAUAUGUCCAACUGAAUUCACCAUAGGUGGAGUGUGUUAUUUAACAACUUUGCAAACAAAAAAACAUGGUUUGUAAACUGAGGAAGCAAUCCAUUUUGGAAAAAGGAUGUAAAAAAAAAAAAAAUAAUUGGUUGUGUGGGGAAGUAAUAUGCUGUGAAUAAUUUCCACGUACACUAUUUUCUCUGCAUUUUACCUUGUUUUAUCAUGCAUAAGAAAAAAAUCAUCCAGAAAUAUUUUUUUCCUCCAGAAAACAAGUUUUACUGUAUCCACACGUGACCACAAAAGUGCAUUUUAAAUAAACAUUUACCACCCGA
Messenger RNA from Syngnathoides biaculeatus (alligator pipefish), 2764 nucleotides. RefSeq names its product ST13 Hsp70 interacting protein (gene st13). Gene Ontology annotation, molecular function: Hsp70 protein binding; protein dimerization activity. The coding region runs from base 261 to 1358 and encodes 365 amino acids. NCBI's taxonomy places the organism in Eukaryota, Metazoa, Chordata, Actinopteri, Syngnathiformes, Syngnathidae. The record is from RefSeq and is a predicted model, not a curated record. The transcript is spliced from 14 exons.